CACACCCUCUCAUCAAUCCUUCUUUUUUUCUCAUCGCCAUCUAAUAUAUUCGCCGCAAAGAUGAGAAGAGAUGUACGGAUCGUUAUCGCGGGCGAUGAUGAUGUUGGAAAAUCAACAUUAAUAACAAGUUUGAUAAAAGAAGAAUUCGUGAGUAGGGUACAACAAGUAGUGCCUGAGAUCACACUACCGCCUGAAGUGGCACCCGAAGGAGUAGUAACCAAGAUUGUUGAUACAAGUUCAACGCCCGAUAGAAGACUACAUUUAGAAACGGAAUUACGUAGAGCUUCGGUGAUUUGUUUGGUUUAUGCAAUCUCGGCUUCUUCUUCUUUUGAUCGGAUACCAACGUAUUGGUUACCGUUCAUACGAUCUUUAGGCGUCAAUAGACCGGUAAUCUUGGUUGGGAAUAAGAUCGAUUUACGUUCGGGAGAAGUGACGAAUGCCGCCUUGGAAGAAGAAUUGGCUCCUGUAAUGGCAGAAUUCAAAGAAGUGGAAACGUGUGUAGAAUGUAGUGCAAAGAUACCUCUAAACGUGAGCGAGGUAUUUUACUUUGCUCAAAAGGCAGUCUUAUAUCCAACCGCACCCCUUUACGAUUCAAGGCAACAUGCUCUCAAACCUGCAUGUGUUGAUGCACUUCGAAGGAUAUUCAGACUUUGCGAUAGCGAUAAAGAUGGAAUUUUGAGCGAUGCAGAAUUAAAUGAUUUCCAAAGAAGAUGCUUUGAUGCUCCACUACAAGCACAAGAACUUGAAGGAAUCAAAGAUCUCGUCCUUUCCGCUCCUAUAUCUGGCUCUCGCUUCCCGUACGAUCAUCUCAGCGCAUCAGGAAGCCAAUCAAGCACCACAGGCGGACUGGCAACACCCAACGGACGGCAUUCACCCACAAAAAGAAGUCCAAGCGCUCAUCCUCAUUUGCGAGAUGGCGGUCUAACGCUGUCAGGAUUUCUAUAUCUACACACCCUUUUCAUUCAACGUGGAAGGCUAGAGACGACAUGGACUGUACUUCGCACAUUCGGAUAUGGCUCUGACCUCACUCUGGAAGACAGCUUCGUAAAGCCACCUUUCCACGUACCGGCAGAUUGCAGUGUAGAAUUAAGUCCGCAUGGAUAUCAAUUCCUUACCGACAUCUUUGAGGCGCAUGACAAAGAUCGAGAUGGAGCAUUGAGCAGUACGGAAAUGGCAAAUUUGUUCUUGACCGCACCUGAUGGAAAAAAUCCAUGGGAAGAAACUGAUUUUCCCGAUACAACAAUCACGGAUGAACAUAAUGCAGUCACCUUGCAAGGAUGGCUUGCCCAAUGGAGUAUGACAACUUUGCUCGAUUAUCCUACCACAUUGGCUUAUCUGGCUUAUCUUGGCUACCCCAGCCUGAUCGGAUCGGAAGGCGCUAUCGGACUGAAUGGAACGACCGCUACACCAAAGUCAACAGCAUUUCGACAAUCGCCUCCGACAAACGGCAAAGAUCGUGGUUCACCGACUAAGAAAGCACCUCAGCCUGCUUGUACGACCGGAGCAUUAAAGUUGACCAAGAAAGGACAGCCAAAAAAGCAAGACAAGAAAAAGAAGGGAGCACAGAGAAAUGUCUUUUUGGCUUAUGUUCUGGGUGCUGCAGGAUGUGGAAAGACGGCAUUGCUACGGCAUAUGGUUGGAAAAGGAUGGGAGGAACGCUAUACACCGACGGGAAAGGUAUUGAGCGUGGUGAGCGCGAUCGAACAAUCUGGAGCGGAGAAAUAUCUGGUCUUACAAGAAUUCGGAUCGCGGUACGAAGCAGAAGCUUUACGAAGUUCCAAGAAACUACAUGCGGCCGAUGUACUUGUGUUUGUGUAUGAUUCAAGCGAUACGAAUUCGUUUUCGUAUAUUUCCAACUUGCGUCAACAAUAUCCACAUUUACUUCAUUUACCUUCAUUAUUUUUGGCUACAAAAGCCGAUUUGGAUUUGGUUCAACAAAGACAUGAAGUUCAACCGGAAGUGUAUUGCAGUAAAUUGGGUCUAAGGAUUCCUCCUUCUUCGGGCAGACCAAUUCAUGUUAGUGUAAAGUUGAAUGAGCUAGCAGAUGUCUUUGGUAUCAUUUGUACUGUCGCUCAAGAUCCAAGAAGUGCAAUGCCAGAAGGUGCAAGAGGUGAAGGUAGAUUGAUGGGAUUAUUACGAAAUAGAUGGUUUAUCUAUAUCGGUUUAACCUUGAUCGGAGGUGGAACGGCAGUCUUUAUUGUUGGAUUACGAAUGCCUUUGGCAACGAGACAAAGAGAAUUUGGUCAUGGAUGGUCAGGCGUUGGAGCGGCAGGAUGGUCGCAAAUAUCUUCAUCGUUGAGCAGGGCUGGAGGUUUUGGUGUGAGACAGUCUUCCGGUCAAGCUGGAGGAGCGACUACUUCAUCUUUACCUAAUUGGCUUAAUUGGUAUCGUGGAAGUGGCGAUGAAUUAUGA
Messenger RNA from Meira miltonrushii, 2412 nucleotides. RefSeq names its product P-loop containing nucleoside triphosphate hydrolase protein. Gene Ontology annotation, molecular function: calcium ion binding; GTPase activity; GTP binding. The transcript is spliced from 2 exons. Gene Ontology annotation, cellular component: mitochondrial outer membrane. Lineage: Eukaryota; Fungi; Basidiomycota; Exobasidiomycetes; Exobasidiales; Brachybasidiaceae. Gene Ontology annotation, biological process: regulation of mitochondrion organization; mitochondrion organization; small GTPase-mediated signal transduction. The record is from RefSeq and is a predicted model, not a curated record. Bases 61 to 2412 code for a protein of 783 amino acids.